CCGGUGUUGGAAAACGUUGCGUAGACCUUACUAAUUUCUGGACCAGUCUCGUGUAUUUUUGUCGCUUAUUUUUGACUGAAAAUGCACCUACUGAGACAGCUUCGCCAGUUAAAUGGCCUCCAAGGAGUACGGCAGGUCAUCCGCCAGGUGUCCUUAGCGCCCACUAAACCCUCAGCCCUGCAGUACGAGCGCGAUCCGCAGCCGCUGUUUACGGAUGCCGAAACACAAAGGCUGCUCCAGUCCAUGACGCAACUAAACUUGGAUAAAGUGUAUCGGAUGCGCACGGUGCCAGAUAACAGCACCGAAACUAGGUUCAUGACCAACGAGCAGCUGGACAGCGAAUUUCAGGAUGUGGUUGUGCGGGCUCAGCACAUGCUACAAAUGCCACCAAUUGUAAUGGUGAAGAAAGAUGUGGAGCGGGUGAUAGCCAAGGAUCCGGCACUCAAGGACUUUGAUACCACCAAGUACGUGUUUACAGAUAUUACCUUUGGUCGGCGGCAGUCCGAACGCAAGGUAUUUGUUAGGGAGACGGAUGGAACAUUGGCCUACGCCAAUCUGGAAACCACCAAACGAAUGAAUCAGUUGUAUUUUCCGCUGGAGGGGCGCCAGUCCUAUAAUCCUCGCAUGUUCGUAUUGGAAGAGCUGCUGUCCAAAUGUCUGUCGGAGCACAAAUACGAGUUUAUCCUCGAUCGCCUCCUGGUGCAGUACGAACCCCAUGAGCCAGAGUUCCAUAAUAUAUCCGCCCGCGUCUUCGAGCAUCUCAACGAGUCCAAGCAGUUCGAUCUUCUGCGCUCCACCCGCCACUUCGGACCUAUGGCUUUCUUCUAUGCCUGGCAUCGUUGCAUUGACGAUCUGCUGUACGACAUGAUCCGCCGGGAUUACCUGCACAAUGCCGUGGAGUUGAUUGCCUUGAGCUACAAAGUUCACAAAAUACCAGUGGAAUAUCAGACUACACUUAAUGAACUAGAAAAACUGCAUCCAUCCACAGCAGAAAGUGCUCUGGCGGAGCUGAGGACCGUCUUCCGACGACCGGAUGAUAAGGAAAACAUUGAGCAGGAAAUUCACUCGGCCAUUGGCAAAUCGGAGCCGGAUUUCGCCGCCGAUGAGAUUAGUUUAAAGUUCAUCGAACAGUACAUUGCUAGCGAGCAUUCAUUCAAGAAGGUGCAAUUGGAGCUGGCAGUGCAGACCCUCAAGGAAGUCAACCGGGAAAAGCUCUUGCUGUUCCAGGGUUUGAAAAAAGCACACGGUGUUCAGGCUUCGUAGGAUCCUCACACUUUAUUGUUAUCGAUUUCUAUAUACUAAUAAAUAUGAGCUAGGUCAAAUA
Molecule: messenger RNA, 1324 nt
Organism: Drosophila eugracilis
Lineage: Eukaryota; Metazoa; Arthropoda; Insecta; Diptera; Drosophilidae
Gene: mRpS22
Product: 28S ribosomal protein S22, mitochondrial
Exons: 1
Coding region: 82-1263 (393 amino acids)
Cellular component (GO): mitochondrial small ribosomal subunit
Molecular function (GO): structural constituent of ribosome
Source: RefSeq, a predicted model, not a curated record